UAGUCCUUUUCCUCUCAGGUACUGUUGCAUUUUUAGGUCAUUUUCCUGGUAAAAAAAAUGGGGGUCACUAACACUAGCAAGAAAGACAUGCUCCGAAGCGGAAAAGCGUCUGCUCCUUCCUGUAUGGCGCCAACAGCAGAACCAGAUCAAGAUAGGAAUGCAACCGAAGAAGUAGAUCCCGAGUCCCAGCUUCCUGCUUGGGUUUUGGUUGCCCUUGGCUUUACUGGAUUGGUCGGGUACAACAUUAGUGCGACAUUAGUACCACGUACUGACCAGCUCAUCUUUCACCGGGAUGAAACGAAGAUCGAGUGGGGCAAGUACGUGUCGCUACCCAGGUGUCUUGGGUGCGCGGCAGGAUGCUUCUACACCAUUCUCUGCUUCCGUAUGAAUUGGGGUCUGCGCUUGCCAUGGUUCAUGGCCACGCAUGGACAAGCGCUGGCGUAUUUCCUGAUUUGCGUGGUGUUUGUGGUGGCAGAGUUUGGAGUACUAUCGAAAGUUG
Amoebophrya sp. A25 is the source of this 499-nucleotide messenger RNA. NCBI's taxonomy places the organism in Eukaryota, Dinophyceae, Syndiniales, Amoebophryaceae. The record is from the annotation of a GenBank genome assembly.